AUGUCAGUAAAGGUGUGUGCUUGGGCCCUAUCAAGUAAUCGAGACGGAUGUCUCAUACAUGCCUUCGACUAUGGAGUGAUUGUCAGCACGCUUAAAGUUUCUGUGCGUGUUAUUGGCCAAUCAGAAGAGCCCGAUUCGAGAGUGGAAUGUGGUGUGAAAAAGGAAAACUUCUAG
Messenger RNA from Echinococcus granulosus, 174 nucleotides. RefSeq lists its product as hypothetical. NCBI's taxonomy places the organism in Eukaryota, Metazoa, Platyhelminthes, Cestoda, Cyclophyllidea, Taeniidae. The record is from RefSeq and is a predicted model, not a curated record. Bases 1 to 174 code for a protein of 57 amino acids. The transcript is spliced from 2 exons.